Molecule: messenger RNA, 1113 nt
Organism: Triticum turgidum subsp. durum (durum wheat)
Lineage: Eukaryota; Viridiplantae; Streptophyta; Magnoliopsida; Poales; Poaceae
Source: the annotation of a GenBank genome assembly
AUGCCCAGCUCGCCCAAGGUGUUCUCCUCCUUGGCCGCCGCAGCCUCCCGCCGCUCCUCGCUCCGCCGCCUCCUCUCCUCGCCGGCCGUCUCCGCGGCCUGCCUCCUCUUCGGCCUCGCCGGGUUCCUCGCCGCCGCGGUCUCCCUCUCCCGGGCGCCCGCCGAGGCCCCGCGCGGCCGCUGCCCGGACUCCUCACACCCGCUCUCCGUCUCCGUCGCCUGGGACCGGCGCCCCGGGGAUGCAGCGGGCGGCGCCACCGACCUCCCGGCGGGCCUCGCCACCGGAUCGCGCGGCAGGCACAAGGUCAUGGCCUUCGUCGGGAUCUUCACCGGGUUCGGCUCCGUCGGCCGCCGCCGCGCGCUGAGGCGGACGUGGCUCCCCUCCGAUCGGCAGGGUCUCCUUCGUUUGGAGGAAGCUACUGGUCUGGCAUUCAGAUUCGUGAUCGGCAAAAGCAAUGACAAGUCUAAGAUGGCAGCUCUUGAAAGAGAGGUUGAAGAAUAUGAUGAUUUUGUGCUUUUAGAUCUCGAGGAGGAGUAUAGCAGGCUUCCAUACAAAACGUUAGCAUUCUUUAAGGCUGCCUAUGCGUUGUUUGAUUCUGAUUUCUAUGUUAAAGCUGAUGAUGACAUUUACUUGAGACCAGAUAGACUCUCCUUGCUUUUGGCCAAGGAACGUACACAUACACAAACAUACAUUGGAUGCAUGAAGAAGGGGCCUGUUUUUACUGAUCCCAAAUUGAAAUGGUACGAGCCACAGUCCUUCCUACUUGGAUCAGAAUACUUCCUUCAUGCAUAUGGGCCUAUUUAUGCUUUAUCAGCUGAUGUGGUGGCAAGCUUGGUUGCUCUGAGAAACAACAGUUUCCGGAUGUUCAACAACGAGGAUGUUACUAUUGGAUCCUGGAUGCUCGCUAUGAACGUCAACCACGAGAACACGCACGCUCUCUGCGAACCCGAGUGCACAGCGUCCUCAAUUGCUGUCUGGGACAUUCCAAAAUGCUCAGGGCUAUGCCACCCGGAGGUAAAGAUGCUAGAGCUUCACCAGCGGAAAGAGUGCACGGGUGGUCCAACGGAGGACAGGGAGGCAUGCAUGGACACUGGACCAGGCGGCAUGUCAUGA